GGGAGGCGCGAGCCCGCGGCCCGAGGGCGAGGCGGCGGCGCGGCGGCCGGGCCCGCAGCCAUGGAGAACGCGCACACCAAGACGGUGGAGGAGGUGCUGGGCCACUUCGGCGUCAACGAGAGCACCGGGCUGAGCCUGGAGCAGGUCAAGAAGCUCAAGGAGCGCUGGGGCGCCAACGAGUUACCGGCUGAAGAAGGAAAAACCUUACUGGAACUUGUGAUUGAGCAGUUUGAAGACUUACUAGUUAGAAUUUUAUUAUUGGCAGCGUGUAUAUCUUUUGUUUUGGCUUGGUUUGAAGAAGGUGAAGAGACAAUUACUGCCUUUGUAGAACCCUUUGUAAUUUUACUUAUAUUAGUAGCCAAUGCAAUUGUGGGUGUAUGGCAGGAAAGAAAUGCUGAAAAUGCCAUUGAAGCUCUUAAGGAGUAUGAGCCUGAAAUGGGCAAAGUGUAUCGACAGGACAGAAAGAGUGUACAGCGAAUUAAGGCUAAAGACAUAGUUCCUGGGGAUAUUGUAGAAAUUGCUGUUGGUGACAAAGUUCCUGCUGAUAUAAGAUUAACUUCCAUCAAAUCCACUACUCUAAGAGUUGACCAGUCCAUUCUCACAGGUGAAUCUGUCUCUGUCAUUAAGCACACUGACCCUGUCCCUGACCCACGUGCCGUCAACCAAGAUAAGAAGAACAUGCUCUUUUCCGGCACCAACAUUGCUGCUGGAAAAGCUAUGGGAGUGGUGGUGGCAACGGGAGUUAACACUGAAAUUGGCAAGAUCCGGGAUGAAAUGGUGGCGACAGAACAGGAGAGAACACCCCUCCAGCAGAAACUGGAUGAGUUUGGGGAACAGCUUUCCAAAGUCAUCUCCCUUAUUUGCAUUGCCGUCUGGAUCAUAAACAUCGGGCAUUUCAAUGACCCUGUCCACGGAGGCUCCUGGAUCAGGGGCGCCAUUUACUACUUUAAGAUUGCAGUGGCCCUGGCUGUAGCUGCCAUUCCUGAAGGCCUGCCUGCUGUCAUCACCACCUGCUUGGCUCUCGGAACUCGCAGAAUGGCAAAGAAAAAUGCCAUUGUUCGAAGCCUGCCGUCCGUGGAAACCCUUGGUUGCACUUCUGUUAUCUGCUCAGACAAGACGGGUACGCUGACAACGAACCAGAUGUCAGUCUGCAGGAUGUUCAUUCUGGACAAAGUUGAUGGUGACACUUGUUCCCUUAAUGAGUUCACCAUAACUGGAUCAACAUACGCACCGAUUGGAGAAGUGCAUAAAGAUGAUAAACCAGUGAAAUGCCAUCAGUAUGAUGGUCUUGUAGAAUUGGCAACAAUUUGUGCUCUUUGUAAUGACUCUGCUUUGGAUUACAAUGAGGCUAAAGGUGUGUAUGAAAAAGUCGGAGAAGCUACAGAGACUGCUCUCACUUGCCUGGUAGAGAAGAUGAAUGUAUUUGAUACCGAAUUGAAGGGUCUUUCUAAAAUAGAACGAGCAAAUGCCUGCAACUCGGUGAUUAAACAAUUGAUGAAAAAAGAAUUUACUCUGGAGUUCUCACGUGAUAGAAAAUCAAUGUCGGUUUACUGUACACCAAACAAGCCCAGCCGCACAUCCAUGAGCAAGAUGUUCGUGAAGGGCGCUCCUGAAGGUGUUAUUGACAGGUGUACCCACAUUCGAGUUGGAAGUACUAAAGUCCCCAUGACCCCUGGAAUCAAACAGAAGAUCAUGUCUGUCAUUCGGGAAUGGGGUAGUGGCAGCGACACGCUGCGGUGCCUGGCCCUGGCCACUCACGACAGCCCGCUGAAAAGAGAAGAAAUGAACCUUGAGGACUCUGCCAACUUCAUUAAAUACGAGACCAACCUGACCUUCGUGGGCUGUGUGGGCAUGCUGGACCCUCCAAGGAUUGAAGUGGCCUCCUCUGUGAAGCUGUGCCGUCAAGCAGGCAUCCGGGUCAUCAUGAUUACGGGGGACAACAAGGGCACUGCGGUGGCCAUCUGUCGCCGCAUUGGCAUCUUCGGGCAGGAUGAGGAUGUGACGUCAAAGGCUUUUACAGGUCGGGAGUUCGACGACCUCAAUCCUUCUGCGCAAAGAGAUGCCUGCUUGAAUGCCCGCUGCUUCGCUCGGGUUGAACCCUCCCACAAGUCUAAAAUUGUAGAAUUUCUUCAGUCUUUUGAUGAGAUUACAGCUAUGACAGGGGACGGUGUGAAUGAUGCUCCCGCCCUGAAGAAGGCCGAGAUUGGCAUUGCCAUGGGCUCUGGCACUGCGGUGGCUAAAACUGCCUCUGAGAUGGUCCUGGCGGACGACAACUUCUCCACCAUCGUGGCCGCUGUGGAGGAGGGGCGGGCCAUCUACAACAACAUGAAGCAGUUCAUCCGCUACCUCAUCUCCUCCAACGUGGGGGAAGUUGUCUGCAUUUUCCUGACAGCAGCCCUUGGAUUUCCUGAGGCUUUAAUUCCUGUGCAGCUGCUCUGGGUCAACCUGGUGACAGACGGCUUGCCUGCCACCGCGCUGGGCUUCAACCCGCCCGAUCUCGACAUCAUGAAUAAGCCGCCCCGGAACCCAAAGGAGCCGCUGAUUAGCAGGUGGCUCUUCUUCCGUUACCUGGCCAUCGGCUGUUACGUUGGCGCUGCUACCGUGGGUGCUGCUGCGUGGUGGUUCAUUGCUGCCGACGGUGGUCCCCGAGUGUCCUUCUACCAGCUGAGUCAUUUCCUGCAGUGUAAGGAGGACAAUCCAGACUUUGAAGGAGUGGAUUGUGCAAUCUUUGAAUCCCCGUAUCCGAUGACAAUGGCGCUCUCUGUUCUAGUAACCAUAGAGAUGUGCAACGCCCUCAACAGCUUGUCUGAAAACCAGUCCCUGCUAAGGAUGCCUCCUUGGGAGAACAUCUGGCUGGUGGGCUCCAUCUGCCUGUCCAUGUCUCUCCACUUCCUCAUCCUCUAUGUGGAACCCCUGCCGCUUAUCUUCCAGAUCACACCGCUGAAUUUGACCCAGUGGCUGAUGGUGCUCAAAAUUUCCUUGCCUGUGAUCCUAAUGGACGAGACACUCAAGUUUGUGGCCCGCAAGUACCUGGAGCCUGGUAAAGAGUGUGUGCAGCCUGCCACCAAAUCCUGCUCGUUCUCGGCAUGCACCGAUGGGAUUUCCUGGCCGUUCGUGCUGCUCAUAAUGCCCCUGGUGGUCUGGGUGUAUAGCACAGACACUAACUUUAGUGAUAUGUUCUGGUCUUGACUGACAGUUUUACAUAAAGAAGAUGUUUAACUUAAUCAAUUAAUUUUUUUAUUGUUUAAAGCAACUGUCUAUUUCUGCUGAAUUUUCACAUGAACAUAUUGGCUGGUGAAGGAGGUUUCAUACUCUAGAUUUUGUUUUGCUUUUUCUGACUCCAGUGGGGCGAGAUUUUUCCUUUUUUAUACACAUAAUUAAAGUGUCCAUUGACAUGUACAGAGAACUAACACUAUUUUAUGCAAAUAUUUUUUUGUAGAUGAAAAAGCAUGUACAGUGUUCUGUUUAAUACUCAUCCUUGUAUAAAAAAAAAUAGUUGAGCCAGCAGACAUUGUCAGCAAAUUAAUUGGCAGCAGAUUUUAGGAAAUGAAUGUGUGUGUUUUUUUCUAAAACUAAAUAGCAUGUAUUGUCUCUUGCAUGAUCAUCUGGGUUUAAUCUGAGAUCACAGUCUAAUUUUUAUUCAUAAGCCAAUUUUUCUGCACUGAGCAGAGUCCUGCUACCUCAGUCAGUAUUUUUUGGUUUGCCGCUCCCUCACCCUUCUCAGCCCGAUUCACCUCCACCCACACCCCGAAACCCCCGCUCGGCUGCUUCUCCUGUAGGGUUCCGAUGGUUCUGUUUACACCCGUCUCCACCCGAGGUAUGCCUGUUCUCGCUUGUGCAGAAAACAUUGUUCCAGAUUCAAUCAAAUGGGUUCAUGGCCCCUCAAGUAGUUUUUAAGGUUAUUUAUUUAAAUGUCUAAUGUAUUUUAUUGUACCAGACAUUGUUUUGCCAACAUUGCCUAUUUCAGUGGCACUUAACGAUCUAGUUUUCAAAAGAAAAAUAAAACAUUUUAAAUGGACAGAGAAAAAUAACGGUCUUUUUUUAACUCCUAAAUGGCUUAGCUUCAACUCUCAACAGAUGUGUCCACUUUCUCCUCAAGUUCUUAGAACUUUAGUUUUGCUGUGCUCCUGGGGAAGAAGGAUCCUGUUCUGCUGCAUAGGUAGUUGUAGGAGUGUUGUUUUAAUGUCUAGGCACCACUUGUCAUCCAUGAUACGUUUUAUGCAGACCUGUUUUGGCCUGGUGUAGAGGACAUAAGGGCAAGUGUGUGUGCGUGUAUGUGUUUUGUAAAAUCUGUAAAUAGCACAUGACCAAAUGAACAUAUUGUAUAGAACUAUUUUUAUUUGACUGUGGUACUAACCGCCACCAUCAUUACUACGGUAAAUGUUUGCGCAUGUUUGAGAUCAGUCUUACCAACAGUGUAUGUCAUUAACAGUCCUAACCGUGGUGUUUUUCUCCAAUGCCUUCCAACAUCCAUCACCUAACGUGAGUAUUCUCUUCCCUGGAAUUGGGGCGAUGCUUUACCCUAAAGGGGACCGCCACCCGCUGAGCUGCCUGUAAGAUACUAAGUGGCAGGCGUAGGCGGCACAGCACCACGCACAAGGGGCAGGUGAACUGACCUGGGAUGUGGUUGCCUCUUGGCACACAGGCAGAUGGCAGAAGAGAAGCUGGUUCUAUUUUGGUCAGACUGACAGGUUAAAGGAGCGAGAUGAGGGAGGGAGGGUUCACAAAAACCGGUGUUAUUUUGAGCUUUGUUGGCUGCAAGGACUCAUUCCAGAACCUUUUGCUGCCUGUUCAGUAAAAAAGCAAUUAACUAAUGACCGGCCGCAAGUACAGUCGAACCAGUGAGCCCACAUCCGUAGGUUUUCUUGAAUAGUCUUUUCUCACCUUCUGGGGCAUCACAUCCUCUGCAGCUGAAACCUGUCUUCCCUCCAGGGUGUGGUAGCAGGGUUACUAGGGCACGACUCCUUUUCGCCGGCAGUCAGGCAGUGCUGUGUCUUCGUGGGCUGGCAGCCCCCCAGGGUCCCUUUAACUGGUUACUGGGCCAGUCAGAAGAUGUGAUAGAAAUGCUUGGGGUUUGGGGACAAAUGAAUGGGCAUCAAGCAGGACAGAGGGAUGCUGCCACGUGCAGGGCUCCAAGGUGUGGGAGAUGGAAGUGGAAUGUGGAGACUGACUCUGCCCAGCCCUGGCCUGGUUUAUUGCGACCUCAGAGAGGAUGGCAGUUUGGCUUGGCAGAGUGCAGGGGGGGCUAGAUUUUAACACUGGAGCAUCAUGAGGCACAAAAAGGAGCAAAUUGAGCGGAUUCUAGGCAAGGAAAGUAUCUUGACUGCAGACAAACACAGAAUGUUGAGUUUUUUGGGUGGAGCAUUGGUGGAUGGAAACCAAAUUUAGUUCCUGAGUCAAUUCCUUGAUUCAGUGGCCUUUACAAAAUAAGUUGAAUGGCAUGGGCUGCUGAGAGAUGGGCACCCUCCUGGGUGGCCCUGGACCAGCUGUCACCCCGUAGGCUCUCAGCUUCAGGCCUGUCCAGCUAACAGGGGUGGGAGGGUGGUUAGGAUGUGCCCACCCUCCCACCCCACCCCCAACCAAGAUCACACAGCUAAGUGUGGGGAAGACCCACCUACCUUCCGCCAGAGUCCCUUCGUCCAUUCCACCGCAGGUAUUGCCAGCCGAAGACACGUACGUCAGUGUUGCUCCUCAGCUUUUGUGCUGCGCUGGGCACAUCCCUGCAGGAAGGGGUUGCCAACCUGUUUUGUGUCAAUUCACUGGACAGGGCAGCACCGCCUCGGACCCAGCCUGUAAGCGCUGCUCGCAGCACUCACUCAAAACUUACUAUAGUUUCUUUGCUGAGAGACAGGUGGGCCUUUGGCCCACCCCACCAGAGGCUUCGGCUUUGGGCUGCUCCAGGCCUUGCCCUUGGCUGUGCAGAUGGGCUCUAGCAGCUCAACGUCCGCACAAUGCUGCACUUGUUCUGUAGCUCCCCAACAGCAGCUGCCAGCCUCCCUGGCAAGCAGCUGCUGUCACAUCAUCCUCACACUGUGGCCCGAGCCCCCUGAACAUCCUGCGGAGGGCGGACCACAAGCCUUAGCCUGGGAUCUGACGAGCACCCACCCACCGUCCAGAGCCCGCCGCAUCUGCGGUGUCGUGAGCACAUCAGCCGUCGCCGCCUUCACUACCACGUUCUGCAAAACCAACACCUUGUAGUAAUAAUGAGGGUAAAUCUCUAGCCUUCUCUGAACUAGAUGGUCAAGCAGUGCCACCGCUGUUCCCCUUGUAGGCGUGGGCAGGGCUGGACCCCAGGAAAGGGCGGGGUGGGACGUAGUACAGAGAGAGAACGGGAAGGUUCUGUGCUAACUGCCACACUGCUCACUUGUGUGUCGUCCUUACUCCGCACUGCUAAUUGAGAACUUUGCUUUUCUUGCCCAUCCUACGUCUGCUGCGCCUGUCUGCCUGGUGGGCCUGUCCCGUGAGUCGGGAGAGCUGGGUCUGUAGCCAGCACGUCUAGACGCUACCCAGCACAGGCAGCGCCUCAGGGCCAGUUAAUCAGAUGUGCCGGUCUUGAAAUCUCGAAAGAUCAAAGUGCAUAUUCCUUUUCAUCUGUCACUGUUAAUCUUAUUAGUCUUAGUUACUCUAACAUUUCCUCCCCAUGUUUCAUAAAGCUGAUUUCCUCUCUCUUUCCUUUUCAGCGAUACUGGAGUAACCGCUUCCUAAACCAUUUUGCAGAAAUAUAAGGGUGUUCGGUUGCGUGCAUGUGCGUUUUUAGCAACACAUCUACCAGCCCUCUGCAUGAUAGAGGUUGGGGAAAAAGAAAAGUAGAAAAAAAGUCCCCAACUCAUUGUGUGUUAUGUGGAGGAAACGUGUAUUGCCAGUGGGGUUUUUAGCUUUUAAAUCAGAAUUACAAAUGUACAAUUUAGUUGAAUCAGAGCCUCUCCAGAGAAUUUUGGUUUCUUUGCUGCAAGAAGAAUAAGGUUCUGAAACCUUAUUCAAGAACUUAGAAGCCAUCAUCAGCCAAGGCUCCAUAUUUCUCUGUGCAAAAUGUCAUAGCUUAUAUAAAUGUUCAAUAUUCAGUUGUAAUGCAUGCCUUCAAUUGUAAGUAGCCAGAUUUCUCUACACUGUCAAUGAAAAAUGCUACUUUUUAAUUGGCCCUGUACAGUUUGCUUAUUUAUAAAUUUGAUGAAAACACUACAGGUGUUCAAUGGUUAAAAUGUAGGCCUCCAGUUCUUAACUUCAGUUAUUUUUUGAGUGUGCAAACAGCUAUUUUGCACUGUAUUAAAUGUAACUUAUUUAAUGAAAUCAGAAGCAGUAGACAGAUGUUGGUGCAAUACGACUUGUGAUGCAUUUAUCUUAAUAAAAUGCUAAACGUCAAUAUCACAACGCAUGUUUGACUUUAGAUUGUACAUAGAGAUCAACUGUUAUUUCUGUGCUGGUAAGAAGCGCGGCACAGACAUGGUUUCAGGUAAAUAAAUCUAUUCUACGA
Molecule: messenger RNA, 7471 nt
Organism: Talpa occidentalis (Iberian mole)
Lineage: Eukaryota; Metazoa; Chordata; Mammalia; Eulipotyphla; Talpidae
Gene: ATP2A2
Product: ATPase sarcoplasmic/endoplasmic reticulum Ca2+ transporting 2
Exons: 20
Coding region: 61-3189 (1042 amino acids)
Biological process (GO): regulation of cardiac muscle contraction by calcium ion signaling; calcium ion transmembrane transport; intracellular calcium ion homeostasis
Cellular component (GO): membrane
Molecular function (GO): ATP hydrolysis activity; P-type calcium transporter activity involved in regulation of cardiac muscle cell membrane potential; ATP binding
Source: RefSeq, a predicted model, not a curated record